Rhipicephalus sanguineus (brown dog tick) is the source of this 559-nucleotide messenger RNA. Its product is annotated as amyloid-beta precursor protein. NCBI's taxonomy places the organism in Eukaryota, Metazoa, Arthropoda, Arachnida, Ixodida, Ixodidae. The coding region runs from base 1 to 378 and encodes 125 amino acids. The transcript has 2 exons. Gene Ontology annotation, molecular function: serine-type endopeptidase inhibitor activity. The record is from RefSeq and is a predicted model, not a curated record.
AUGUCUUCUGAUGAGCAAUGCACAAAGAAGAAAGACAGUGGUAACUGCAACUUGAUCCUCAAGAGGUGGUAUUUCAACACGGCUACUGGAAAAUGCGAGCUGUUUUACUACGGCGGCUGUGGCGGCAACGAAAACAGGUUCGACGACAAGAAAGUGUGCGAGAAGAUAUGCAUGGUUCCACAGGAGCCGCUGCACGAGUUGUGUCUGCGUCCUGCUCACCGUGGACCGUGUCUGGCUAGUUAUCCGCGAUUCUACUACGACAACAGCACGCAGUCGUGCCACCCAUUCGUCUACGGAGGCUGCCAGAGCAACGGCAACAACUUUGAAUCACCCGUUUCUUGCAUGAAAUUCUGCAACAACAAUAGCGAACUGCCAUAGUCAAUGCUGAAAAUGUCGUAUGCACGAUGCAGAAAUGGUAAAUGUGUGGUUAACUUGUCUGAAUGAAUUCGUGUUCCUGGAGUACUCUAUGCUGUUUACAAAGUCUAGAAAAUAAAAAAAAAGAAAUCCUGAUGUGACGAAAACUGAAGGGUCGUCUGCAGUGUCUUAAAAAAUUGGCGCA